GAGAGAGAGACCCUUAUCUACUUUGGUUAUCAGUUUGUCUCGAGAGAGGAGAGAGAAACAUUACACACAAGAAGUAAACUUUAUCUUCAGACCACCAAACCAACUAACACUGUAGAGAUUACACUUUCAAUUCAUUCGUUCAUUCAAAGAGAAAAACAAAACCAAAAAUUCACACUCUACUUUAAGACAGAGGACCAGUUUAUGAGUGAAGAAGCUACUGCUCUUACCCACUCACCAACUCACAAUUGAAAAAAAAAACUAACAAAAUGCUUGUUCAAACAACUACCAUCUCAUCUCCACCUCUUCAAAACCAUAAUUUUCAUCUUUCUUCUACUCUUUUCCCAGUUGGGUCUCUUAAGUUCAGGCCCUACAAGCCCUCUUCUCAGGCCCUUUUUCAGCCUUUUAGACCACUGGACUUGAAAACCUUCAGAUCAGGCCAUGGGCUGAAUAUUACAAGAUUUUUCAAUUUGCUGAUACAACAAAGGGAAUUGGCAGUAGGAUCCUAUGACGCCCCAAGAUCUGAGAGAUUCUUGAGGAAUCUUUUGGACCUUGAAGAUAAGGUGCACAUGAAAAGGCUACUAAUUUGGGUAUCAACAUUCUCAUAUGGACAAAUCUCGUCACUGACUUCUCCACUAGAGGCAUAUGCACAUGAAACUAUCAGAAUAAAUGCACUAUAUGAAGUUGGCGAGUUAUUUGAAUUGGGAAUCCAGCUGUCUUAUCUCCUAUUGCUUUUAGCUUUACUUGGGGUUGGAACUUUCUUUGUAAUUCGUCAAGUCCUUGUACGGAGAGAGCUAGACCUUUCUGCAAAAGAAUUGCAGGAACAAGUAAGAAGUGGUGAUGCUAGUGCAACUGAGCUUUUUGAACUUGGUGCAGUAAUGCUAAGGAGGAAAUUUUACCCUGCUGCUAAUAAAUUUUUGCUUCAGGCAAUUGAAAAAUGGGAUGGUGAUGAUCAGGAUCUCGCCCAGGUUUACAACGCCCUCGGCGUCAGCUAUGUUCGCGAUGGAAAACUUGACAAAGGGAUCACUCAGUUCGAAACUGCAGUGAAGCUUCAGCCAGGCUAUGUCACAGCUUGGAACAACCUUGGUGAUGCAUAUGAGAAGAAAAAAGAAUAUAAAUCUGCUCUCAAGGCAUUUGAAGAAGUGCUACUUUUUGAUCCUAACAAUAAGGUGGCAAGGCCUAGGAGAGAUGCAAUGAAGGACCGUGUCCAAAUGUACAAAGGAAUUCCUGUGAAAUCUAACAAGGAUAGAUAGAUAGAUGCUUUUGUUGUCUUAAGAUGAUCAAAAAAUUUUCUCCUCCAAAUCUUAUCAUCUUAACUAAAAUGUAAUUUCUCUGUUUAUUGUCUUUUAUUAUAGUUGUAAAUCGGAGGAACUGACUCAGUGAGUGCUAGACUUCCCACUGUUUCUAAUGAGAGAAUGUAAUAAAAGAAAAAAAUCAUAUGAAUGAAACAAGGUUCAUGAAAAUAAAAAUUUAGAUUUUCCAUUGGAACAA
This is a messenger RNA of Ricinus communis (castor bean), 1488 nucleotides long. Its product is annotated as tetratricopeptide repeat domain-containing protein PYG7, chloroplastic. The transcript is spliced from 6 exons. The record is from RefSeq and is a predicted model, not a curated record. Gene Ontology annotation, molecular function: protein binding. Lineage: Eukaryota; Viridiplantae; Streptophyta; Magnoliopsida; Malpighiales; Euphorbiaceae. Bases 267 to 1250 code for a protein of 327 amino acids.